Molecule: messenger RNA, 1633 nt
Organism: Lytechinus variegatus (green sea urchin)
Lineage: Eukaryota; Metazoa; Echinodermata; Echinoidea; Temnopleuroida; Toxopneustidae
Product: probable acyl-CoA dehydrogenase 6
Biological process (GO): fatty acid beta-oxidation using acyl-CoA dehydrogenase
Molecular function (GO): flavin adenine dinucleotide binding; acyl-CoA dehydrogenase activity
Source: RefSeq, a predicted model, not a curated record
UGUUACGGUAGAUUGUGAAAACAAUCACUCUAGCCUAGGCCAACACGAUUUUGAUCGGCUGCUGCUGCCUGAAAUUGUUUUGGACAUUCUUCUUCUGUCAAGUUUCUUGUUUCACCAAGGACUAAAUUAAACCCAAAUCACCUUGUGAACCUUGAUACCGUUGCGUUAUAAGUCUAUCGCUUUUUCACCGACCCUAGUCACUCUACUUUCAAGAAAAUGUUUCGAUCAGUUUCGCGAAUACAUGCAGCUGCGUUAGCGAGAGUUGGAAGAAGAUCAGACAGGGGAGUUCCCCCGGCGGCCCCGAGGGCGAGGCUCUGGCCCAGUCGACGCGGUUUGGGUUCUGAAGCAACUCCUUCCGAAUCGUCUGCGGCGGGUGCAAUCGGAAGUGUGGAUACAAUUUAUACAACGCCAGAAGAACACAUGGAAAUGAGGAGAGCCCUUAAAAAGCUGAUUGACAAGGAGAUCAACCCAUAUGUUGACCAAUGGGAGGCAGAGAAUAAUUUUCCUGCUCAUGAGGUAAUGAAGAAACUUGGAGAAGCCGGUUUCUUGGGCAUUACCAGACCAACAGAGUAUGGUGGCCUUGGAUUGGAUUAUACGUACUCUGUAGCGUUUGGUGAGGAGCUGGGUGGUAUAACCUGCGGAGGCGUCCCUGGCGCCGUCGGGAUUCAAACUGAUAUGGCCACUCCAGCUCUUGCCAGGUUUGGAUCGGAUGAGUUGAAGAGGAAUUUUUUAGCUCCUACCAUUGCCGGUGAUAUGGUAGCAUGUCUUGGAGUAAGCGAACCAAUGGCAGGAUCAGAUGUAGCGAACAUUAAGACCAGAGCUGAGAAGAAGGGAGAUGAUUAUGUAAUCAAUGGUAGCAAGACCUGGAUAACCAACGGUCAUCAAGCAGAUUGGAUAUGUCUUCUGGUCAAUACUGGAGAUGGACCGUCACACAAGAAUAAAUCACUCAUCUGUGUACCUCUGGAUUCUGAAGGUGUUACCAGGGGAAGAAGAAUUGACAAGUUGGGCAUGCAUUGUUCCGACACGGCGGAGCUUUUCUUUGAAGAUGUGCGUGUCCCCCAGAGUAAUGUGAUUGGUCAAGAGGGGGCAGGCUUUUUUUAUCAGAUGUUACAAUUCCAGGAAGAGAGGUUGUUUGUGGGAGCCGGGGUCCUCCUACCAUUGGAUAUGAUGAUAGCUGAUACCAUUGAAUACACCAAGAAUAGGAAGGUGUUCGGCAAGUCAGUACUUGACAAUCAAGUGGUUCACUUUAGAUUGGCCGAGCUACAGACGGAGGUCGAGCUUCUCAGAUCACUCCUCUACAGAGCAACGGCCCUUUAUGUCCAGGGACAGGAUGUGACCAGACUUGCAUCAAUGGUCAAGCUCAAAGCUGGACGUCUAGUUCGUGAGGUCAGCGAUGCUUGCCUGCAAUACUAUGGUGGAAUGGGCUUCACAUCAGACAUGCCUAUUUCAAGAUACUACAGAGAUACAAGGAUACUUUCUAUCGCUGGCGGUGCCGAUGAAGUCAUGCUUGGUAUCAUCUCCAAAUACAUGGGAUCUCUACCAAAAUGAAUCAAAAGAUGGAUUUCUUACAGUGUAUCCAGACUCUGAAUGCAGUAAUGUUGCAUUGAAAGUUAUUGUAAUUUACUAUGUUGUA